AUGGAGACAUGCCAAAACUCCGGUCUAAAGCUCAACCCUGAGAAAUGCUUCAUAAAGCAGAAACAAAUCAAAUUCUAUGGAAUUAUAUGCAAUGAAGAGGGCAUUAAGCGAGAUCCAUCCAAAGUUUCCGCCUUGAAACAGAUGACAAAACCCAGAGAUCGUCGUGAGCUCCAGACAUUCCUUGAGUUAGCCACAUACAUGGGUCCUUUUAUCCCAAACCUUAGCUCCAUUACAGCACCAUUACGAGAAAUCCUAAAGAAGAAGAAUACCGUACCUUUGAAUGGAAUGAAAACUGUAAUGUGA
Messenger RNA from Paramuricea clavata, 303 nucleotides. The record is from the annotation of a GenBank genome assembly. NCBI's taxonomy places the organism in Eukaryota, Metazoa, Cnidaria, Anthozoa, Malacalcyonacea, Plexauridae.